AUGACAUCCUGCGAAGAAGUUGAGCAGCGUCGAAAUGUUGUGUUAACACCAGCAACACUUUCUUUGGUCGUCGUAAGCGUAAGCGAUGUUGUAAUAUUUGCUUCAAGUAGUGCGAAGUUCCUACAUGUUGUUAACCUUGUAUCGAAAUUAGCUGCAACCUACGGACUUCGACCGUCUCCCGACAAACGCAAACAGGAAAGAUGCGCUAGACUCAAUUUAGCAUUCAACUCAUUGAUCAAGUACUUGUGGUCGGUAUCCAUCUCCAGCGAAGUCAAGCUGCGAAUGUACCUAUCAGGAAUCCGCUGUAUCAUAAUGUACAGGUCAGAGACUUGUGCGACACCGUCAACAGAGAUGGAAAAGCUUGACUGCACCGAAAGAGUCCACAAACUUGCGGAAGUCGGGAUCGGCAUCUUCUUGGUUUUGGAGGAUCCUACCACUUGGGCAGCUGUCCAGAUAUUGGAAAAAGAGAUAGUUGGUUGGCGAAAGAUCUGGCAAAUGCGCAUACCGUGUCCAACCCUUCAAAUCUACAGCAAGAGCUCAUGCAAAAUUCAUCCAUUCGUCACUAUCCAUAGCCUGAAAGAUUUGGCGUCUCACGUCGGCUGCCCAUCGACACCGAGUGACCCGAGCACCGUCAGGUUGGGGUUUGGCAGUUUGCUGGAACGGUGGCUAGCUUAUGUGUCAAGUCAGUGUUUUUAUCCUUCCAGACAAGUCUGGUACCAAUUUAUCGACCCCGAACGGAUGAAAGACUUGCAUCUGAAAAUUGACGAGGCUGAAAUGCCAUCGUGCGAACGAACACCACCAUGCACCCCGAAAACACCGUGUUCUCCUCUCGAAAUUCAAAAUAACAACUUUUGCUUUAGAAAAGGACCGGACACUCCUGUAAUAUACCAACCGGAGGGUCAUCCACGACAAGCCGUCAUCGAUGGCGAUAUUUGGCCGCCUAUUUUCAAACCUCAGCAUGUGCGGUCGGCGAAGAACAUGGUUGUGGAAGAUGACGAUGUUUUCAUAGCGACCUAUCCCAAAUGUGGUACGACAUGGCUUCAGCAUAUUUGUCAUCAACUGAUUCGUGGAGAGAACUAUCAAGCCACAGAAGGGAAUGAGAUGUGUGUCCAAAGCCCAAUGAUCGAGCGUAUGGGAGCGAAAUUUCUCUCCACUGUCGCCCAUCCUCGUAUACUUAAGACACAUUUUUCGGCAGUAAACGUACCAAAAAGCAAAAAAGCUAAAUACAUCUUUUGCGUAAGAAAUCCGAAGGAUUGUUGCACAAGUUAUUUCCAUCAUAAUCGCAACUUCAAAAUCUACAAUUUCGCUGACGGCGAAUGGGACACGUUUGUGGAUCUUUUCCUGUCUGGUCAACUCGCUUUCGGCGACUACUUCGAUCAUCUAAUCGGAUGGUUGCCGCUAAUUGAUCAGCCAAAUGUACUUUUUCUAAUGUACGAGGAUAUGGUUAAGGAUCUUGAGGGAACAAUAUAUAAGAUAGGAAAAUUCCUUGGAGGUGAAGCAGAGAAACUCGUCGAGAAUCCGGAUCGUCUCGAAGCUGUUGCCCAAAACAGCGGCAUAGAAGCAAUGAAAAAAGAUCAGAAACGUUGGUUUCCCGAGGCGAUAUUGCACAAAACUGACUUCAUUCGUAAAGGUGGCAGUCGUGAUUGGAAGAAUCAUUUCACCAGAGAGCAAAGCGAUCGUAUGGAUGCAGUUUUUCGUACUCGACUUGCAGGAACUAUCGCUGAAAAGUGGUGGUACGAAGAAAUGGCAUGGGAAAUUCUUCCGAUCUCCGCUCUAUCGCAUCUUGAUCUCGACGAUGAAAUCGAAUCCGUAUCCAGAAGAGGCUCGUUCAGUAACGCUCAGCCUGAUCCGAUCAAAAUCAAAUCAUCUGUGUCGUCGCUGGUGAUCUACACGCAGCAAUACUUAUUCGCUGGUACACUGAGUGACAGGGUGAUGAAAGAGUAUAUCAAGCAGUCCACUGGAAACAAUAUGGAUCAGCUCGUGUUUUACAUACCUUGCAGCUAUGUUUACAGAGGUGACUCCGACCAAGCAAAUUUCGUUCAACUAAUGAAGGAUGCGGGCACCAGCGACAGAACACUUAUUGUUUCACUUACAAACAAUGCUACAGAUGUUGGCAAAUGGUAUGAACAGGGAGAUCAGAACGUCAUUGGAAUAGACACACCAAACGCUGUGAAUAAAACUGUGGCAUUUGGGUCAAACAGGGAGAAUCCAGUCACUUCUUCCACUGCACAGCCUACAACCACAGGCGUUCCUACAUCAAGUGGAACUACUACAUUAGCUUCGACAUCAGCAACAGCAACCUCAGUCACUUCCUCCACUGCACAGCCUACAAGCACAGGCGCUUCUACGUCAAGUGGAACUUCUGCAUCAGGAACAGCAACCUCAGUCACUUCUUCCACUCCACAGCCUACAAGCACAGGCGUUCGUACAUCAAGUGGAACUUCUACAUUAGCUUCGACAUCAGCAACAGCAACCUCAGUCACUUCCUCCACUGUAUUCACACUGAGCCCAUUUUCACAACCACCUCUCAAGGAAUGGGAGCCUCUACCAUGCAUACCGACCCCGCAAGCUUGUCCACCUCGUCGACUGCGGGCCCAUCCACAGCUUCUGGGGAACAGUCUUCUACAUCAACUCCUCUUUCCUCUACUUCCACUCACACUGAACCCAUUUUCACAACCACCUCUCAAAGAAUGGGAGCCUCUACCAUGCAUACCGCCCCCGCAAGCUUGUCCACCUCGUCGACUGAGGGCGCAUCCACAUCCUCUGGGCAACAGUCUUCUACAUCAACUCCUCUUCCCUCUACCUCUAGUCACACUGAGCCCAUUUCCACAACCACCUCCUCAAAGAAUGGGAGCCUCUACCACCGCAACUUGUCCACCGUCCCGACUGAGGGCGCAUCCCAUCCCUCUGAGCAACGGUCUUCUACUUCCACCUCAACCCUUUCCACCACCUCUGAGGAACCCCCCACCCCCCCACAAGCUUGUCCCUCCCCUGAGGACUCCCCCAUCCUCUGGAACAGUCUUCUACUUCCCUCUUCCCUCUACUCACACUGAACCCAUUUUCACAACCACCUCUGAAGGAAUGGGAACCUCUACCGCCCCCCGCCAAGCUUGUCCACCUCGUCGACUGAGGGCGCAUCCACAUCCUCUGGGCAACAGUCUUCUACAUCAACUCCUCUUCCCUCUACCUCUAGUCACACUGAACCCAUUUUCACAACCACCUCUCAAGGAAUGGGAACCUCUACCGGCCCCCGCAAGCUUGUCCACCUCCUCGACUGAGGGCGCAUCCACAUCCUCUGGGCAACAGUCUUCUACAUCAACUCCUCUUCCCUCUACCUCUAGUCACACUGAGCCCAUUUCCACAACCACCUCUCAAGGAAUGGGAACCUCUACCGCCCCCGCAAGCUUGUCCACCUCCUCGACUGAGGGCGCAUCCACAUCCUCUGGGCAACAGUCUUCUACAUCAACUCCUCUUCCCUCUACUUCCACUCACACUGAACCCAUUUUCACAACCACCUCUGAAGGAAUGGGAACCUCUACCGCCCCGCCAAGCUUGUCCACCUCGUCGGCUGAGGGCGCAUCCACAUCCUCUGGGGAACAGUCUACUACAUCAACUCCUCUUCCCUCUACCUCCACUCACACUGAACCCAUUUUCACAACCACCUCUCAAAGAAUGGGAGCCUCUACCAUGCAUACCGCCCCCGCAAGCUUGUCCACCUCGUCGACUGAGGGCGCAUCCACAUCCUCUGGGCAACAGUCUUCUACAUCAACUCCUCUUUCCUCUACUUCCACUCACACUGAACCCAUUUUCACAACCACCUCUGAAGGAAUGGGAACCUCUACCGCCCCCGCAAGCUUGUCCACCUCGUCGACUGCGGGCCCAUCCACAGCUUCUGGGGAACAGUCUUCUACAUCAACUCCUCUUCCCUCUACUUCCACUCACACUGAACCCAUUUUCACAACCACCUCUGAAGGAAUGGGAACCUCUACCGCCCCCGCAAGCUUGUCCACCUCGUCGACUGCGGGCCCAUCCACAGCUUCUGGGGAACAGUCUUCUACAUCAACUCCUCUUCCCUCUACCUCUAGUCACACUGAGCCCAUUUCCACAACCACCUCUGAAGGAAUGGGAACCUCUACCACCCCCGCAAGCUUGUCCACCUCGUCGACUGAGGGCCCAUCCACAUCCUCUGGGGGACAGUCUUCUACAUCAACUCUUCUUCCCUCUACCUCCAGCCGCACUGUGCCCAUUUCCACAACCACCUCUCAAGGAAUGGGAACCUCUACCAUGCACACCGCCCCCGCAAGCUUGUCCACCUCAUCGACUGAAGGCGCAUCCACAGCAUCUGUGGAACAGUCUUCUAUAUCGACUUUCGCCACUACUUCCGACUUCACCACCACUGUCGUGGAAAGAAGUAAACCUCAGAUGAGCAGCGGAAUAACUCAGUCACUUGUUUCUACUUCUUACUCAACAGAAUCCUCGUCCGGUGCAAUUACCUGCAUAUUUAUUGGUGACUUCGGCAAUCUCGGCAAAGAUGACACCUACUACCCCCAGGAACAAACGUUCAUAAACAAGGUGGCAAACAAAUUGUUUGAAGAGUCUCCAUUCCACUUCAACGCUGGUGUAACUUUUUAUGGAUAUACAUUUCAAGAGUUCGAUCCUUCAAGAGCUGUAAAAGCUACGGUCAGCAGCAACGACGCAUUCGAGCGAGCGUGCUCUUCACAGUCACCAUAUUUCGGCUUUGAUCCGGAAGGAACUGACGAAGCGAUCGGUCAAAUCAAUUACAUGAGUCCAGGAAAUGCGAACUGUUUAGUGUUCUUCUCAGCACAGCAGAACACAGCAGGACUUUCCGUGUUCACAACGAAUGUAUUCAAGAGGAUCGUUGCCGUAGGAUACAACGGAACUGACCUAAGCAGCAUAGUGCCUUCCGGGGUCUCAGUGCCAGUGCCACUUAACUAUUCUGAAGAUGACGUUUCAAACGUCUACCAAGCUGUAAUGGGCGGCUUCAGUUGA
Necator americanus (New World hookworm) is the source of this 5010-nucleotide messenger RNA. RefSeq lists its product as uncharacterized. The record is from RefSeq and is a predicted model, not a curated record. Gene Ontology annotation, molecular function: sulfotransferase activity. Gene Ontology annotation, biological process: sulfation. Gene Ontology annotation, cellular component: cytoplasm. The transcript has 23 exons. NCBI's taxonomy places the organism in Eukaryota, Metazoa, Nematoda, Chromadorea, Rhabditida, Ancylostomatidae. Bases 1 to 5010 code for a protein of 1669 amino acids.